Aplysia californica (California sea hare) is the source of this 1784-nucleotide messenger RNA. Its product is annotated as calpain clp-1. Gene Ontology annotation, molecular function: calcium-dependent cysteine-type endopeptidase activity. Lineage: Eukaryota; Metazoa; Mollusca; Gastropoda; Aplysiida; Aplysiidae. The record is from RefSeq and is a predicted model, not a curated record. Gene Ontology annotation, biological process: proteolysis. Gene Ontology annotation, cellular component: cytoplasm.
CACCAAGCGAGACUCUCUCGUCUGGCCGUAGAGUGGGAAGCACCCAGUCACACUGAAUGAAGCCCGCAUUGCGUGUGUGCGUGUGUGAGUGUGUAUGUCUGUGCGACUGAUUACCACACUACACACUACACGCCGGCACCGGGUCGAUAAUACAGCUGUGUGUUUACCUGUUUCAAUAUACACCCAACUUUAAUCUUUGGACAUCACUUUAUACCAAGGAUACGAAGGAGACUCUUAUCUCCCCUGACACGCCAGCAUAGACAAUGUCUUCCGGGAAGAAGAAAUCGUCAGACGGUGGUUGUUUGUGUUGUUGCGACAGCGACGAAGAGGACAGCUAUGAUCCGUAUAUACCGAAACCCAGUCCAGAUUCAGACAAAACCAAGUACGAGACGAUAAGGAGACUUUGCCUCAACACCAACACACUCUAUGAAGAUCCGGAUUUCCGGCCUGAUUCCAGCAACCUCAACAGCAGUGGAAUUGUCAAUGGUGUUCUCUGGAAAAGACCGCAUCAAAUCACCCCCAACCCUGUGUAUAUACACCAAGGAGCUGAUUACAUGGACGUAGACCAAGGACAAUAUUUAGGUGCUUUCCGAUUCCGGUUCUGGUACCGGGGCCGUUGGGUGGAGGUGGUGGUUGACGACCGCCUUCCUACCUACAACGGCCGGCUCAUCUACGGUUCGAACCGCAGUGUGCCCAGCGAGUACUGGCUGCCUCUCCUGGAGAAAGCUUACGCAAAGCUCUAUGGCGGCUACCAAGACAUCCACUUAGGGUACGUAGAUGUGGCCCUGGAAAAUCUGACGGGUGGUGUGGUAGAGCUGGCUUUUUUUGACCGACGCCUGGAUCACGAAAAGUUCAACCAGGGUGUUCUCAAGUUCCACAAAAUGAACAGCUUCAUGUCAGCUUUUAUAAAGAAAGAGAAGAACAUGUCACCUCAAGAAAUUGAACUCCCCACUGGUCUUUAUGCUGGUCACGCCUACAGUAUCAUAGAUGUUAUUCAGGUGGAUACUACAAAUGGUCUAAGGACUCUGCUUCAUGUACGAAAUCCUUGGGGCUUUGGAGAGUGGAACGGUCCUUGGAGUGAUGGUUCCCCAGAGUGGCACACUAUUAUUGGCCCUGACAGGAACCGCAACUUCCGUGUUCGGGAUGACGGAGAAUUCUGGAUGAGCCUUGAAGAUUUUAUGGGAAACUUUACAGGAGUGGCAAUUGCCCAUCUGAACUCUGAUGAGAUCACUACAGCUUUGGCUGCGAACUUGCACCGAACUCCAUGGCGCAUGAAAGAACUUGAAGGGACUCGCAAUUACAAAGGCUCCUCUAAAGGCGGGCACAAACACGGGGGGAGUCCGGGUAAGCCACCUCCCAAGAGGUCAAAGGCGAAAGGCAAGAGAAAGUGGUCCAACCCUCAGUUGGAACUGAGGUUACCGGAAGCCAAGACGCCGACGUAUGUGGUGGUGUCACUGGUGGAGAGUAAUUCCAGGGCCGUUUGCGAAGAGCACGCACCAGACCCAAUAUUUCUAAAGCGUGAAAAAGGAAAACAAGUCCAUCGCAUCAAGCCAGAGCACUCCUGUGAGAUUCAUCCUUGUUGUGACGAGAGUUCUGGGCGCGCCAAGCCCUUCGUGUCGAGGACUGCCCAUUUUCUCAUGGGUCCCAACGACAGAGUGAUAGUCCCCUGUUUUAUACGGCCAGACACACAGGCAGAGUUUCUGUUCCGCGUAUUUUGUGAGGAAGAAGUAGAAAUCACGGUUGUCGAAGACCCGAUCGAGGUUACAGAGGAAUGAUGCGGACAG